UUGGCAGUUUUGGAUGUGUCAAACGCUGUCAAAAGAAGUUGACCGGUGAAAUUUUUAUUUUUUUGGAAAAAUAUAAAAAAAUAGCUUGACACAACUGAAUAUUUCACGUUUUUUAUAAUCCUCGGUUAUAUUUCAUUGCAAACAAUGACUGCAUUCGAGGAAUUCGGGGUUCUCCCCGAAAUCGCUAAGGCCAUCGAUGAGAUGGAGUGGACUUUACCAACUGAUAUUCAAGCCGAAAGCAUUCCCCUAAUUCUGGGGGGCGGUGAUGUCUUGAUGGCUGCUGAAACUGGCAGUGGCAAAACGGCCGCGUUUUGUCUACCCAUAAUUCAGAUUGUUUGGGAGACUUUAAAAGAUAUCCAAAGUGGAAAAGUUUCAAAAGUGUCCACUAGUUCAUCCAAGCCUUGGACAAUGUCUAUGAUUGACAGAGGGACAGCUUUAGCUGUCGCCCCUUGUGGACUGCGUGUGCAGUCUAGGGAACAAAGAGAAUGGCAUGGGGGACGGUGUACUAGGGGGGUGCAAGGGAGCGGUAAAUACGCUUUUGAGGCCACCGUGACGGAUGAGGGGCUGUGCAGGGUGGGGUGGUCGACUCUGCAGGCGAAAUUAGAUCUAGGCACAUGCAGGAACGGGUUUGGGUUUGGCGGAACGGGAAAGAAAUCGAACAAUAAACAAUUUGAUGAUUACGGCGAGCCUUUUGGUAAAAAUGACGUAAUCACGUGCUUAUUAGACCUCGAUAAUGGACAAAUUAAAUUUUGCAAAAACGGCACCGAUUUAGGAAAUGCGUUUACAAUCAAUAAACAAAUGUUAAAUAACGCAUUUUUUCCCGCAGUUGUUUUAAAAAACGCCGAAAUGGCUUUUAACUUCGGGGAGGAAGCCUUUAAAUACCCACUUCCCCAGGGGUACGUCCCUAUCAAACAAGCCCCAAGCGAGAAAAUUGUAGUCAAUUCGAAUUCUGGUGAAGCGGCCGAUGAUAAUUCAGUUAAAAUAAAAAAUAACGCCCCUCAAGCAAUAAUAAUCGAACCGUCAAGAGAACUGGCUGAGCAAACUUCAAACCAGAUAAAAAAAUUCAAAAAACAUUUGGAAUCUCCCGCAAUUCGCGAACUUCUAGUCAUUGGAGGCGUCAAUGUGAAGGAACAAAUCUCGACGUUACAAAACGUGGGGGCUGAUAUCAUUGUUGGCACCCCUGGCCGUUUGGAGGACUUGAUCCAGGGGGGUUAUUUAUUGCUCACCAACUGUCGAUUUUUUGUCUUGGACGAGGCUGACGGUCUUUUAAAGCAAGGCUACACAGAACUGAUUGAAAGACUCCACCGACAAAUGCCGAAAAUAACCGCCGAUGGCCGAAGGCUGCAAAUGAUCGUUUGCAGCGCCACCUUGCACGCGUUUGAGGUGAAGAAAAUGGCUGAAAAACUGAUGCAUUUCCCGACGUGGGUCGACUUGAAAGGCGAGGACGCGGUUCCUGAGACUGUACAUCACGUGGUGGUUAAGGUGGACCCCCAGAAGGACAGGUCUUGGGCGAGUCUCCGCAGACACAUUUUGACAGACGGCGUUCAUGCGCAAGAUGGCGUCAGACCGGGGAAUAACAGCCCGGAGACGCUCAGUGAGGCGGUGAAAAUGCUCAAAGGGGAAUAUUGCGUACGAGCUAUAGAUGAACAUCAGAUGGACAGGGCGAUUAUUUUCUGUCGCACGAAACUGGAUUGUGAUAACUUGGAAAAAUAUUUCAAGCAACUUGAUCGUAAUAAGUACUCGUGUGUGUGUUUGCACGGAGACCGGAAACCAAACGAACGCAAGAGCAAUUUGGAGGCUUUCAAGCAGGGGAAAGUGAAGUUUUUGAUUUGCACUGAUGUCGCGGCGAGGGGACUCGAUAUUUCCGGUUUGCCUUUUAUGAUUAAUGUUACUUUACCGGACGAGAAGUCGAAUUAUGUGCAUAGGAUCGGGAGGGUUGGCAGAGCCGAGCGAAUGGGCCUUGCGAUAAGUCUAGUGAGCUCAAUUCCGGAAAAAGUGUGGUACCACGGCGAGUGGUGCAAGAGCAGAGGGCGCAACUGUUGGAACACCAACCUAGUGGAGCAAAAAGGUUGUUGCAUUUGGUACAACGAGCCCCAGUUUUUGGCCGACAUUGAAGAGCAUUUGAACAUUACAAUUCAACAAAUCGAACCCGAUAUGAAAGUGCCGCAUGAUGAGUUUGACGGAAAAGUAGUUUACGGCCAAAAGAGGAAGCUCCAGACCAGUAAUUACGAAAACCACACCGCCCAGAUGGCACCCAUAGUUAAAAAUUUGUCAAAGUUGGAGAGCGAAGCUCAGUUGUUGUAUCUGAAAAGACACUUGGCAAAGUUGGCAAGGGCUUGAAACACAGUGUUGAGGUAAUAAUGCGUACAUCAAUUUAUUUGAGAUAAACAAUAUAUAAAAUACAAUAGUUUAAACAAAUUAGACUAGUAAAAACAUUUUAUUGUUGCAAAAUUCAUAAAUAAAAACCCAAAAUUGCAUUGUGAACUACAAGUAUGAUAAAAAGUAUUAAAUAUAAAUCCUGAAUACAUUGACCUAUUUAUCAAUAUCGCCGAUCUUUUCCCAAUCACCGUCUGUACUGCUAUUACUGCUAGUCGUUUCUAAACUAAUCGCGGAGUCGACUUUAUUAAUGGCUUUCGUUUCGGAGGUUUUCAUUUCUUCUUCUAAGUUUGAGACUUUAGAAUUAGUAUCACAAGUGUCUGGAAUUGCCGACAUCGGUGCUUCUUUCUUACUUUCCUUACAUUUGGUGUCCUGUUUGUUCUUAAUCUCAUUUUCGUACUCUUGAAGUAGCUUGAUUUGCUCUUCUUCUGUCAGCUCAAUGUAUGGUGCGAGAUCUUCUGCAAUUUUUUUAUGAUUUAAAGCCCAGUUACGUGCAAGAACAAACCUUGAUCCCACUUGACCGUCUCAACCGUGAUGGCUUUUUCCUUUUUCUCCUUCUUCUCCAUGGCUUCCUGGUGAGCGAUCUCAUCUUCUAACAGCGCUCUUUUAAAUAAAUACCUACGGAAGAAUAACAAGAAAUUCAGGCGCCGUUUAUUCCAAACUUGCGUACCUUUUCCAAAAUAAAGAGUGUGGCACAGUGUCAGGCACAAGUUUCUCGUAUUGGUUUCUAAGCACAGUGGAACUGGUUAAGUGUUUAUUUAUCCUGUCUUCAGACAGCUGAUCGUCAAUGAUCUCCAGCCAGCACUCAAAUUUCUUCGCUAGGGCUUCUUCAGGAUCGUUUGUGAAAGUGACAUCCUCUUUUUGUAAUUCGUAAAUGGCUUUUUGUAACUUAGUCAAGGGAACGGUUUCUGAAUCUUCACCAAUUAGGAUGGCUUCAGUGUCUGAAUCGUCAGGGGUGGGGUUUAGGACAGUGUUCAUUUGACC
Molecule: messenger RNA, 3360 nt
Organism: Tribolium castaneum (red flour beetle)
Lineage: Eukaryota; Metazoa; Arthropoda; Insecta; Coleoptera; Tenebrionidae
Gene: Ddx1
Product: Dead-box-1
Exons: 8
Coding region: 145-2340 (731 amino acids)
Biological process (GO): rRNA processing
Cellular component (GO): nucleolus
Molecular function (GO): RNA helicase activity; RNA binding; ATP binding
Source: RefSeq, a predicted model, not a curated record